AUGGCGUACUCGAUUGAUGAAACGCAGCGAAAUACGAAAACUUCGAGCCUGACGGUGACUGGAGUGGCAGAACCAAAACAAAAACAAGACAAUGACGUCGAAGCACAAUAUACGGGGGUAUUUUUCAUGGCAACGAGCAAUGAACUUGAAACGUUCAACAACCAGGAAAGCCGCCUCAAUGAGGAGGUCCAGCGCCCAGAACGGAGUGCCCCUACAGAGGUAACUACGCAACAACAAGCAUCGAACUUGAAGUGUUUCGUUAACUCAGUAGCUCUCGAUAAAUCACUAAAACAACAAAUACAUCGUUUCUAA
Messenger RNA from Helobdella robusta, 312 nucleotides. RefSeq lists its product as hypothetical. The transcript is spliced from 2 exons. The record is from RefSeq and is a predicted model, not a curated record. Bases 1 to 312 code for a protein of 103 amino acids. Lineage: Eukaryota; Metazoa; Annelida; Clitellata; Rhynchobdellida; Glossiphoniidae.